AUGCCUAACAGAAGACGCACAAGCAACGAAGAACAAAAAACCACCACUGCACUGAGAAGAUCCCCCAGAUUCAUUCACAGAAAUCAAGCUUGCGUAGAGUAUUCCGAGACCCCAAGGCCCACAUUAAGGAAAUCUCAAAUCGAUUCGUUUUCUACACCUUGUCACUCCGAAAUUCAGAAAAAUGGCAAUAGUGUGUCCAAAAGCUCGAAGAAACCUCGCAAAGAUUCUGGAAGCUCCUCAAGAUUGAAUUGCGCGGCCAAUUUUAGCGGCUUGGUUGAGAAAAGGGUGACGAGGAGUUCGACUCGUGGAGCGCAAUCUCUACAUUGUGGUUUGAACCACUAUGGUGAAAUCCCGGAGAAUGACAAUGCCGAGUCAAACUGUUGGGGCAAAUCCAGCGAACGGUGCAUUAGGUCUUCGAGAUUGGAGGAUAUGUCAAAAGUGGGUAAAAGUGAAGAAAUUCUGGAUUCAGAGAAGCAGCAUGUGGUAGAGAAACGGGUGACAAGAAGUUCACUUGGGAAUAAGUCUGUAAAUGAUUAUGUUUAUUCGGAUAAGGAUGUCAGCAAGAGGGUAAGGGCUUCGUCAACAUUAGUGAAGGCUAAAGCUGGGGUUGAUUUUCCUCAGAAAAGCACGCACAACAUUGAGAAGCGGGUUACUCGGGGGGCUCUAUUGGUUGAGAGGCCUAAUGGCAUGUCGACACAUAUGGCGUGUAAAGUGGUUGUUUCAAAUGAAAGAAAAACCAAAGGGGACGGUGAGGAGAAUAGGGAAGCCGGUGAGAGAAAAUGCAAAAGAAAGAUGCAAGUUGGUGUGAAGAGAAAGAGAGAUCAAACGGAGGGAGAUUGUGAGUUUAAUAGAGCAUGGAGUCAAGAACAAGAAUUGGCUCUGAGAAGGGCUUAUUUUGCUGCGAAGCCCACGCCUCAGUUCUGGAAGAAGGUUUCUAAGAUGGUUCAUGGAAAAUCGGCUGAGGAAUGUUUUAAUAGAAUUCAUUACAACCACUUAACCCCACCUCAACCUCGAACACGUUCCAGAACAAACAAAAAGGAACAAUCACCCGUCCCCUAUUCUGCUAGUAAGCUGCUUAGUCCUGCCGGGAUCAGAACCAAAAAGAUUAAGUCUCAUAGGAGAACACUUGUGGCCCAGAAGACCGUACGACAAAUUCUGGAAAAGCAAUGCAAUGAAAAUCACGACUACAAAGCAGAUUUGUUUUCUGUUCUUGAGCCGGGUAUUGAGUUAUCUUCUCUUGAUUUUCAAAUAAGUACACCAUUUGUCUCACCAGUACCAAAUCGAGCAUCUUCCGUUCUCAGUAGAUGCCUUGAGAUGUCCUCAUCAGCCCCCCAUAAGAAGCAACACUCGAGAUUAAGCUGCUCGCAAAGUGCGGCUUUUGUUAGUCCCCCGGUGUUGAAGCAGAUUAAAAACAAGGCUUUGCAUGACAAAUACAUAGACCAGUUGCAUUGCAGGGAUGCCAGGAGAAAGAUGGAAUCGUUAAGGAAUUUGAAAUGUGUACAGGGAAAAAAAGACAAACUUUUGAGUCAUUCACAAGUGAAUUUGGUUAAAUCCGCGAAAGAUGCUUUGUUUUUUGAUGCACAAGAAGCUAUUACCAAGUUCCGGAGUCUGCAGUCAAGCACGAAUGGAGAUAUUGACGAGGAUGAUAAAAUUAUUGACCAUAAUGAUGAGAAUGAAGAAGAUGAUGAUGAACUUUGUUAA
This is a messenger RNA of Striga hermonthica, 1701 nucleotides long. Lineage: Eukaryota; Viridiplantae; Streptophyta; Magnoliopsida; Lamiales; Orobanchaceae. The record is from the annotation of a GenBank genome assembly.